Molecule: messenger RNA, 1322 nt
Organism: Bombus pascuorum
Lineage: Eukaryota; Metazoa; Arthropoda; Insecta; Hymenoptera; Apidae
Product: protein spaetzle-like
Exons: 8
Coding region: 329-1114 (261 amino acids)
Biological process (GO): innate immune response; regulation of Toll signaling pathway; central nervous system formation
Cellular component (GO): extracellular region
Molecular function (GO): Toll binding; growth factor activity
Source: RefSeq, a predicted model, not a curated record
CUCCAUUAGUAUAAGCCUUAUGAUUGGAUAUGAUGCUUUUGGUACAGAUUACACUAUAAACUUCGAUAGCCGACAGCAAUCAAAAAGCUGGACGUGCUACUGGCUUCGUUGCUCGAUACUCGAUUAUCAGGCAUUGCAUACACUAGAGUCUGGUUCAGUGAUUAGACCAAACAGAAACAACUUGCUACGGCGAGCACAAGUUCAUUUUAGUGUCGUUGGCAGUUAACAUCCGAACUUCCAGCCGUUAAUUCGGCGGGUAUCAAGUGCAGAAAAAAAAAGGAAAAAGAAAUCAUUUAGCAAAAAGAGAAAAGCUAUUUGACAGUAUAAGAUGAAGGGACAUCAGAUCAUAGUUUCUGUAUUUAAUGUUGCAAUUGUCUUGUUGUUGGUCUUCGACAGUGCCCACAGCGAUUCUCGUCGAUCGUAUGAGGAACCCCGUGCUUCUUCAUCAGGAAAUUGGAAGUGGCCUCUAAAUCAAAACAAUGCAAUGGGAGAAACCAGAUCUUUGACGAAGAUGAACACAGCUAAAAAUGGUAACAUCGCAUUUCUUGCUGAACAUACCGCACAGAUACAACCGAGGGUGGGAUCAGUAAUACCUUCUUGUAAAGGGCAGAGCUACUGUGAAGAUGUUCCAAAUUAUCCUACGAAUUUGGUGAAAGAUAUCAUUGCCAGAAAUCCACAUCUUGUAAAUUAUACUUCUGUUGACGUGAUAGAUAUGCUCAAACCCAGGCUAGGAGAAGAUUCUGUUGAGACAGAAUCGUUUUGUGCAUCAUCUGAGCAUGUCGUCCUUCCGAAAACGGCGGAAAAUAUGAACAAUGAGUGGAAGUAUAUCCUUAACAACGAAGAAUUGAAACAGGGAGUACGUAUAGAAAAAUGCAUUAACGAAGGCCAACGCUGCAGCAUAACCAGUGGCAUACCAAUGGGUUACGAAACCACAUGUAAACAAAAGUUCGUUUAUAAUCAAUUGCUAGGCCUAGAGGACGAUGGUUCGGUUGCCUACCAGCAUUUUCGGUUUCCAUCUAGUUGCUGUUGUCACGUCAAAUUCAUCGGCACUUCGAUACGGAUUGGCGGUAGAUUUUCUUCUCCAGAGGACAAUCCCAAUAAUCUGAAACAUUAAUAUAAAAAGUAGCAUGGAUCUUAAUCAUUAGACAUUUGUUAUACGUUGCCUUAAAUGUUUUAAUAUAAUUUAUUCCCUAUAAUAUGAAAAGUGACAGAAAAUAUGACAAUAAAUAUAACAGAAUUUAAAUAUGGCGGCAAGACGAACGAAGAAGAUAUAAUAUAUGUAAAGUACGAGAAAACAAUAAAAAGCAAUAGUUCUUCAGAAA